Miscanthus lutarioriparius is the source of this 1665-nucleotide messenger RNA. The record is from the annotation of a GenBank genome assembly. NCBI's taxonomy places the organism in Eukaryota, Viridiplantae, Streptophyta, Magnoliopsida, Poales, Poaceae.
AUGGGCCCGCCCCACGCCGCGCAGGACCCCGCGCCGUCGCCGUCUGGCGGCAGCGGUUCCGGCUCCUCCAGGCGCCGCCUCCGCCGGCUCGACCGCCGCAACGCGUCCAAGAACAUCGGCUACAACGCCCCCAACUACUGCCAGUACCCGCCGUCCCCGCAGCCCGCCGCCUCCGCGCCUGGGUCCGGGCCGCCCUCGCUCGCCGCCUCCGUCGCCUGCUCCCUCGACCUCGUCAACAGCUUCCGCAUCGGCGGCAGCGGCGACGGGCGCGGGGACCUCCGCUUCCUGUACGAAAGCCUCGGCCUGUCCGGGCCCGACGACUUCGCCAUCCCGCUGGCCGACUGGGAGGCGCACAAGGUCGUUCGAUCCUCCGCCUCCGCUUCGAGCUCCCCCUCCUCCGCACGCCCCAACCACGACACCCCUCAGCGGGACUCACCGCUCUGUCAGGGCAGCGGGGAGGGAGGAAUCAAGGGCGUGCGCCCGCCGCCGGUGCUCAAGCCACCGCCUUCGAUGGCGCUGCCAGCUGUCUGCGGCGUCGGAUCCACGUGGGAUAUCUUGCGGUCGUUCGCGCCGGUUGAGAAAGAGGACGCCCCCGCGAGCAGAUCUGGCCGUCGUUUUGGACACCGGGAUGCAGUGGAGAAGGAUGACGACGAGGAUGGGGCGGUACUGUUAAUGUUGGACGAUCUUGGGCUGGAGGAGUCGUCCGAGGGUUUCACUGGUACUUCUUCGCUGUCAACCACCAACGAUGACGAGACCUCAAGCACCACCACAGAAUCCAUGUUCUAUAUCUCGCCGAACGGGAGGUUUAGGAGGAGGAUCCGGUCAUGGAGCCGAGGGAUGCUCCUGGGUAGUGGCUCGUUUGGGACAGUCUAUGAGGGCAUCAGCGAUGAGGGUGUCUUCUUUGCUGUCAAAGAAGUAAACUUAUUUGAUCAAGGGAGCAAUGCGAAGCAGUGUAUCUUUCAGCUUGAGCAGGAAAUUGCACUUCUGAGCCAGUUUGAGCAUGAGAAUAUAGUGCAGUAUUAUGGAACAGACAAAGAAGAUUCAAAGCUUUACAUCUUCCUUGAAUUAGUGACCCAAGGAUCCCUUGCAUCAUUGUAUCAGACAUAUCGCCUGCGUGAUACUCAUGUCUCUGCAUAUACAAGACAGAUCCUUAAUGGGUUGACUUACCUCCAUGAAAGGAACAUUGUUCAUAGAGACAUUAAAUGCGCAAAUAUUCUGGUGCAUGCCAAUGGAUCUGUGAAACUUGCAGAUUUUGGACUCGCUAAGGAGAUUACCAAAUUCAAUGCAGUUAAAUCAUGCAAAGGAACUGUUUAUUGGAUGGCACCUGAGGUUGUCAAUCCAAAGAAGACGUAUGGACCUGCAGCUGACAUAUGGAGUCUUGGUUGCACCGUCCUAGAGAUGUUGACACGCCAAAUACCCUAUCCUGACCUCGAAUGGACACAAGCUCUAUACAGGAUUGGUAAGGGGGAAUCACCAGCAAUUCCAAAUGCUCUUUCAAAGGAUGCUCGUGAUUUUAUAAGCCAGUGUGUAAAAUCCAAUCCAGAAGACAGACCAUCAGCAUCCAAACUGUUGGAGCAUCCAUUCGUAAACAAGUCAAUAAGAUCAGUACGGUCUAUGAGGACGACAUCUUCACGCUCGAAUUCAUCUACACGUGUCAUCAAUUAA